Messenger RNA from Aspergillus thermomutatus, 4179 nucleotides. RefSeq lists its product as uncharacterized. The transcript has 2 exons. Bases 1 to 4179 code for a protein of 1392 amino acids. Gene Ontology annotation, biological process: nucleoside metabolic process. NCBI's taxonomy places the organism in Eukaryota, Fungi, Ascomycota, Eurotiomycetes, Eurotiales, Aspergillaceae. The record is from RefSeq and is a predicted model, not a curated record. Gene Ontology annotation, molecular function: protein binding; catalytic activity.
AUGACUAUUUCCAAGUACUCCAAUGAUGAGUACAAGGUCGGCUGGAUAUGUGCGCUCCCAAUCGAACUUGUCGCCGCGAAAGCGAUGCUUGACGAAGAACACGGCAAUCCGCAGACUCCCCUCGGACGGAAUGAUCACAACACUUAUUUGCUAGGUUCCAUCGGCAAUCACAAAGUGGUUGUCGCUUGUCUUCCCAGAGAUGAAUAUGGCGCCAUGUCUGCGGCCGCAGUGGCAAAGGACAUGAUGCACGCCUUUCCACAGAUCCGCUUUGGAGUCAUGGUCGGGAUUGGUGCUGGAAUACCGGACUAUGAGAGUGAUGAGGUUCGAGAUAUAAGACUUGGUGAUGUCGUGGUUGGGAGCGAUAAUGAGCAUAGUGGUGUGGUGCUCUACGAUUUCGGCAAGAAGCUGCCUGAUGGCUCAUUCAAAGCAAUGUAUGCCGUGGAUAGACCGCCUCGAUGCCUGCGAACUGCAUUGAGCCGGUUGGAGGCAGAGCAUAUGCUGCAAGGCAGUCAGAUCAGCGUCUUUGUUGAUCGGAUGUUGGAUAGAUAUCCGGCUCUGCGAGACUCAGGUUGGAGUCGACCAGAUUCAUCGAAGGACCGGCUUUUCAAUUCGGAUUACUCUCAUGUUUCGGGACGGACUUGCAAAAAAUGUGAUGCUUCCCAAGAGAUUGAUCGUGAUGACUGGGAACGUUCCAGUGCCAAACCAGUAAUCCACUACGGCGUCAUUGCGACGGGUACCGAGGUUAUUAGGCAUACCCCAUCGCGAGAUGAGAUUAGAGAAAGGCACAGAGCCAUCUGCUUGGAGAUGGAAGCAGCGGGUUUGAUGAAUCAUUUCCCGUGCCUUGUAAUCCGAGGCAUCUCCGAUUACGCUGACUCCCAUAAGAACGAUGUCUGGAGAAAAUAUGCCGCUGCUACGGCGGCUGCGUUUGCAAAGGAGCUGCUAGGAUUUGUGGCCGUCACUGAAGUGGAUAGUGAGCGCAGUGCAAGGGAUAUACUGGAUGAAGUUCAGAAAGAUAUCUCAACAGUCAAAGAAAAUGUAUCCGAACUCCGAACCUUAGCGAUGCAGGGUAAACAUGCCCGUCUUCUAGACUGGUUGUCUCCGAAUGAUUUCAGUUCCCAGCAGCAUGAUAUAAUCAGCAGAAGGAAGGUCGGUACAGGGCUUUGGUUUCUGGAGUCCGAUGAAUUCCAGGGAUGGCUGGAGCAAAGAGGACAGACGAUGUUCUGCCCUGGCAUUCCAGGGGCCGGAAAGACAGUCAUGGCUGCUAUUAUCGUGGACCAUUUACAGACUAAGUUCCAGCAUGAUCCUCAAGUCCACGUCGGUUAUCUUUUCUGCAGUUACCAGCCGCAAUAUGGACAAAAGGUCGAGGAUAUGUUACGAAGCCUCUUGAGACAAUCAGUCUCGCACCGAGCAGAAAUGCCACCUCAUAUCCAAGACCUAUAUGACCGCCAUAACUCAGAGAAGAAGCGCACACAGCCCUUCCUGGACGAGACUUUAACAGAGUUGCGUCGCACGGCUCAAUUGUACAAUAGAUUUUUCAUCAUCAUUGACGCAUUGGACGAACACUAUGCAUCUGAUUAUGAAAGCCACCAGCGAUUAUUGAAGGAGAUGUCCGUUCUUCAGAGGCAUGCUUCAGUUAGUCUAUUGAUCACCUCGCGAUUUAACUCGGAUAUCAUGUCUCAUUUCAGGCAUACCAGGCAUACCAGGCAAAAGGAGAUUAGCGCGCAGGAUGACGAUCUUCUUCUCUACAUCAAUGAGAAAAUACCCUUGUUGAAAUCCAAAGUAGUUGGCAAUGAAGACAUUCAGCAGGAGAUCAGGAAGGGCGUUAUUAAAGCAGCCGACGGGAUGUUUCUCUUGGCCCGACUCCAUAUGGAACAUUUGAUGGACAAGCCCUCGAUUGGGCUUCUCAAAAAGGCUCUCCAAACCUUGCCUCAGGGUAGAAAAGGCUUGACCGAAACGUACCAGCAGGCAAUCAUGAGAAUCAAUCGGCAGUCGGAAGAUUUGCAGACAAUAGCCUGGCAGGCUUUGUCCUGGAUCGCAUAUAGCAAAAGAGCAAUCUUGUCCGAGGAACUGCGACAUGCUCUGGCAACUCAUCCAAGCAUGAUAGAUUUCGACCAAGACUAUUUACUGGACACCGGAUUGAUCACAUCAUCCUGCGCUGGGUUAAUUGUCAAGGACACAGAAACAGACAUUGUACGGCUUGUCCACUACACAACUCAGGAUUUUCUCCUUUCACAGCAGAUUCUCCCAAAUGCCGAGCAGUAUAUUGCAAACAUCUGCAUUACCUACCUUUCUUUCGAGCCGUUUGCAGGGGGACCUUGCUCUACAGAAAGUGCAUACAGAGGGCGACUGAAUCGAUACCCCUUGUAUGAAUAUAGCGCGAGGUAUUGGGGCUCUCAUGCUGCCAAUGCUCCCCAAGUUACAGUUCAGGUUGCAGCACUCGAGUUCCUCAAGAAUCGUGGCAAUGUCUUGGCAGCUCAUCAAGUCCUGUUGCACAAGAGGACACAAUCAUCUUACGAAUUUAUAUUCGAGCUUAGGUCGUCUGAAACUCAAAUGAGAGAUCGACCGACAACGAGCCUCCACAUUGCAGCACACUUCGGCCUCACGGAUCUGCUUCGGUUAUUGAUAGACGGUGGAGCCGAAGUGGAUGCGAGUGAUGAGAGGGGAGUGACUCCUCUCCUAUCUGCAGUGAAAGCAGGGCACGUGAACGCUACCGUAUUCCUCAUAACUGAAUCCGGCGCAAAUCCGAAUUUAAAGGACGUCGCGGGGGGCACAGCAAUGGCUUAUGCGGCCAUGUAUGGCUAUGAAGCAAUCGUGAGGUUUCUUCUCGAUUGGGGCGUUGAGCCAGAGUCUCAGUUCGAGAAGAACUAUGUUUGCAACCCACUUCAUCCAGCAGCGGCGAAUGGCCAUGUAUCCGUGAUGAAGUUGCUGCUUGAUGAAGGUGCUACGAUUGAUGGGCUCGAUUCUACGAAGUCAACGCCACUACGGCUGGCUGUACAGCACGGACAUGAGAGCGCAGUAAAAUUGCUUCUGGACCGGGGAUCUGACCUGAAGCUGGCAAAUAAUCGCCCAGACCCACUUGUAUGCGUUGCAGCUCAUAAUGGGCAUGAAGCCAUCGUGAGAUUACUACUGAGUCGGGGGGAUGACCCAGUCGCGAGGAAUUGGUAUGGAAGGACGCCGCUUCUGGCUGCAAUGGCGAGGGGCCACGAGGGAACAAUCUCCCUUCUUCUCACUGUACAAUUUGACGUCAAUGCUCACGACAGGGAUUGCCGUACAGCGUUGACUUACGCCGUAGAGAAGGGCAAUGUAAGUCGUGCUAGGUUCUUGAUUGAAAAAGGCGCCAAACUCGAUAUCAAGGUCAUCUACUUCCCAAUGAACGAGAGGAAGUUGACCCUGUAUAAGAUGGAGAUGACCGCCCUGGCACUUGCCGCAGAUCAGGGAAACGAGAUCCUUUCUCGGCUGCUACUCGAGAAUGGAGCAGAUCCCAAUUUGAAAUGCCGGCUCAUGACCGAGACCCCACUGGGGAUUGCCGCAUACCGGGGGUAUGCGGGAGUUGUGAAAUUGCUCCUCCAAUACGGUGCUGAUGUGAACCUACAAGAUGAUGCCAGGGAAAAUGCAUUGUUCUCUGCGGCGAAAAGAGGACACGACGAGAUCAUUUCUCUAUUGCUCAAGGCCGGAGCUGAUCCAAGAAGGAAGAACAUAGUGGGGAAUACGCCACUAUUUUAUGCAGUCGAGAGCCCCAAUGAGACAGCUAUCAACAUCUUGCUCGCACAUGGGAAUGAUGUAGAUGAACGAAACGAAUUCAUGGAGACGCCGCUGUUCUUCGCAACCAGACAAGGUCAUCCUGCCGUCGUGAAGCUACUUCUGGAGAAGGGCGCAGACCCAUAUCCCAAGAGCAUGCUUUCGAGGACCCCGUUGCUUCAGGCCGCAAGUUCUUUCAGUGAGAAAAAUCCAGACAUGGACUUACUAGGGAUCAUGAGGGUCAUGUCGGCCUUGCCCUAUUCGGGCGAGAAAGACCCAAGCAAAGAAUUGAUUUGGUACAUAACAGCUCUCCUGGAACACAAAGUGAUCCUAAUCCAAUAUGUGACCCUCAGUCUCCUCCAGAAGUGCGACAUGUUUCUUAUGCUACCCAUCUUGGUCCCAAAAAGCUUAAGGGUGUUGUGGGGCUUGCAGCCCGAAUAG